This is a messenger RNA of Pseudoliparis swirei, 9843 nucleotides long. It is a transcript of the gene prr12a, whose product is annotated as proline rich 12a. The record is from RefSeq and is a predicted model, not a curated record. NCBI's taxonomy places the organism in Eukaryota, Metazoa, Chordata, Actinopteri, Perciformes, Liparidae. Bases 875 to 8617 code for a protein of 2580 amino acids. The transcript is spliced from 15 exons.
CCUUCAAAAAUGGCGUCUCCGGAGGAAAAUUAGAAAAAGAUAUUAAAACGCGGCCUGUUUUCUUCACACUUUCUCGUUCGGUGUCGGUGUUUAUUCGCACUCCCGCUCGCGGGCUUAUUUUGUCGUCGUUUUUUUUUUAUAGGUAGUACUUGAAUGGCUAAAGAGCAGAAAUCAGACGAGCGAGCAUUUGGGGAAAUAAAGGCAGCCCUGUUUUAUUUUGAUGCGUCGUUACUGACAGCUAGCAUCCGCUGCUAGCCCCGCAGCUCCGCUCCGGAGGGGGGUGGGAACCGUUUACAGUCAAAGAAGAAGGGUAAAAUAAAGGAAAGAUACUUUGAUAUUGGGGUUUUCUUCGCUCGUCCGCGGGGAGAGAUUCGCUUCUACCGACGCGGCCCCGUUGACUGCGAUCUUUUUUCCGCUGCUAGCAUCGUAGCAGAGGCUAGCCGAAAGAAAGGGGAGGAGAGACGGAGAAAAGGACGCAUUCAAAUCAAAUGUUUAUCAGCGAUCCGUCCGCCAGCAGCCAGAUCCAGCGGCUCCUUCAUCAUGACUGAUUUUGGAUUAAACCCGCAUUCGAGGACAUGAUAAAUGUGAAAAGUGUUGGAAACGUGAGAAAGACUGGCUCUUUUUUUUUUUUUUUUUUUUGCUGGUAGUUGGAUUAUAACCCCGUAGACCCCCCUCUUUUUUUUUCAUCCAGUUUUCUCCUCCUCCCCUCCAUUUCUCUUUCAAUAUGCUGUUUUCCACUCCUGAGGACUUGCUUAUGAAACCGGGGGAAAUAGCCUGAAACCGAGAACUGGAAAGACUGGAUUUUUUCCCCGUAAUCUGCGCUGCGACGCGCUCGUCGCUUUCGUCCUCAUCGCGCCGCAUCGCAGCCUCAUAAAUGGAUAGAAAUUACCCGGGAACAGGAUUUGGUGAUUUGGGCGCAGGAGCAGGAUGGAGUUACGAGAGAUCGGCAAAAGCAAGUCUUGUAUAUGGGAGUUCCAGAUCAUCCCACCCUGAGUCUGAGCUCCUUCACAGACAAGCCUAUGCCACCCCACACCCUCUGCAGGGCUAUGCCACCAAUCACCACCCAGGGAGCUCUGGCCAAGGCGGGGCUUGGGGAGCAGCUGGACGGAGUUUGGGUCUGUCUGGACUCUUUGACACUGGCCUCCACCAUGCCAGCCCAUCUGCUCCUGAUGCCUCCGUCAUGAAUCUGAUCUCAGCCCUGGAGUCUCGAGGUCCCCAGCCUCCACCCUCGGCCUCCUCCCUACUUUCCCAGUUCCGCACGCCGUCCUGGCAGACAGCGAUGCAUACACCUGCUCCCCCUGAACUCUUCAUCUCUGGAGCCCUUCCUGGCUCUGGCUCCUUCCCCUCCUCUUCAGCUCUCUCAGCCUAUCAGCAUCCAGCAUCCUUCUCUAGCCGCUCUUUCCCUACAUCCUCUCUUUCCCUGCAGGACACGCCCACGUUUAGUCCCACAUCCAAUGGCCUGCUCUCCCCACACGACCCCCUGUUGCAUAUCAAGGCCCCUUCCCAGUCUAGCCUGGGUUUUGAUAGACUCCUGUCCUCGCAGGGUGCCGCAGCCGCUGCCUAUAGGGGCAGCCAGGAUCCCUCGAGUGCGGCAUCGGCCCAGUCGUCCUCUGCCAGGCACCUGCAGUCGCACCAGUUCAACCUGCUGUCAUCACAGCUCCAGGACCAGUCGUCCCAGCUGUACAACGCGUCAGUCUUUUCCUCAGCCCAGCCUCCGACCCAAUCCCAGUCCAAUUCGGCUCAGGAGCGGGCUGUUCCUCGGCAGGACAGCGUCAUCAAGCACUACCAGCGUCCCACGCCAGCUCAGUCCCAGCUCUCGUCCUCUGCUGCCCACUCCCUUCAGCACUACCUCAGCUGUGGGGGGGCGGGGUACCAGCAGAUUGCCAACCACCACAGGCACGCGGGCCUUUCCUGCAGCCCACUGGGCGAUCAGAGCCCCUCAUCCGACCAAAAGCCUCCCUCUCGCACUGAGCAGUAUCGGCCAAUCAUCCAGCCUCCCUAUUCCUCCUCCUCCUCUUCCUCGUCGUCUUCUUCAGCUGGGAAAGGUACAAAAAGCAGCUCCAGCAGCGGCUAUUCUUCUGCCAGUUCGGCAUCAUCCUCAAGAACUCCCCACACUCCCCCUUCAGCUUCCACUACCUCUUCUUCCGCCUCCACUUCAUCUGCCACCUCUGGCGCUCACCCUUCCAACUCAAUCCCCGCCCCCAGCUCCAGCGCAGCCCCUUCAAGGCAGCAGCCACCCCCUCAACCAGCCCCUCCCCCCCCUGCCCCGCAGCAGCAGCCCCCUGCCGCCUCCACGUCGGCCCCGCAGUCUCUCCCCAAAUCCUGCCUCUCCGGCUAUGGUUCUCCUGUUCCCCCAGUGAAGACGCCCACCUCUGCUCUCACUGGUCAGACCCCACCCCAACAACAGACACAGUCAUAUUCCCCUAAUCAGGCCCCUCCUUCCCACCUGGCUCAGUCCUACAGCGGCUUUAGUUCACCACAAGCCCAAGACCUGAGCUCAGGUACAGGUGGAAAAGGCUAUGGGAGUUUAGGAGGGCGGAGCCAGUCAUACCCCACCGAUAUAUACGGAGCUGACUCUGCUUAUGGAUCGCUCCCAUCCGCUCUGGGUGGAGCUGGAAGCCCGUCGCUAGGCUACGGAGCCCCAGGUCACUCCCCUGCCCUUUUGAGGUCGAGCGGUUCAUCGGGCAGCGGCGCGUCUGGGGGAGGAAGCGGUGGCGGCACAGGGAGUGGGAACUCCGGGUCAGGAGGAGGAGCCGGAAAUAGUAUGACUAAUGAGAGAGGUGAAGGUGGGAGUGGUGGAGGGUCUUAUCAUAUCCCAGAAUCAAGCCCCUCUCCAUCAGGCAACUCGGGCAUCACCCGUCCAGGGUUGCACUCCCCAGUGCCCACCUGCCCCACACAAUCUCCAGGAGGUGCCGGCUCUAAUAAAUACAUCUCCUCGAUUCUCUCCCCCACCUUCCUCGCCUCCCCACAGGGCUACCCUGACACCAGAGGCCCCAGCUCCCAAUCUCAGUCCUAUCAUUCCACCUCCUCCAAAACAAAGGACACUUCCAUGCUCGGAGUGGGCUCUCAGAGAUCUCAAGAGGAAGUAGAUGACGACGACGAGUUCUUGAUCCAGCACCUGCUUCAAGCGCAAGCAAGUCCCGGACCCCAGGCUGCUCAUCACCAUCCUCCACAACAACCCCAACAGACGUCUCAACAAACGCAGCCUCAGCCCCAGUCAGUGCCCCCGACCACUGAUUCAGGCAAAGGGCUGAGCUAUGACAUAGCUAAGAGCUCCGAGGAGAGGUACCACCCCCAGAGUGUCAUACGCACCCACAGUGCCACAUCUACUGGUAAUGCAGGGUCUGGAGGGGCCAUCUCAGGGCUGGAAAACCAGCUGGAGAUGUCACUAAAGAAACAACAACAGCAACAACAUCAACAACAACACCAUCAACAGCAGCAGCAGCAAAGAAACGAGAGGUCUGUUGGGAGCAGCGGGGGAAGAGACAGCGCUGAACAAGUGCACUCCCACCUCCAUCACCAUGACAACCUGGGCUCGGUAGUCCACUAUGGACGAGGUGACCCGUACAGUCAACACUCCCUUGCUCCUCAGCACUCCUCACACAGUCAGCAUGUGUCCUCGCACUCCCAGAUACCAUCGCACACUCAAAUGGAGCUCCAGAAGAAGCCGCAAGAGCGGGCCGAAAUCCCGUAUUCCCGGAAAACACCGGAAGUCCAGCAACAGCAUUCCCAGUCUCAAGCUGCCGGCUCCCUCAUGGACUCCCCCACCGAUCAGUCGCGUCAGCCACCACACCUGCUCCAGUCCGUGCUGUCGCAUACCACCCGCAACAAACUGGAGCAGCACCACAAGAUGGAUUCUCAUCAACCGCAGCACCACAAGAUGGACUCUCAUCAGCCACAUCAGCAACACCCAAAAAUGGACUCCCACCCUCAGCUCCAACAGCACCAUAAAAUGGACUCUCAUCCCCAACAGCAGCAGCACUCUAUUAGCCAGCAGCAAGCCGUCAUGGAAAGUGGAGGCGGGACACUUGGCUCAAGUAAACAUCAGAGUCAGUCCCAGUCCCAAACCACCCAGCUCCAGCUUCAACUCCAGUCCCAGGCCUUGGAGGUGGCAGCGGCUCACUACAACCACGGCCCCCCGUCGCAUCAACACGAGCAGAGCCAGGUGAAACAAAGCUCCGUGGCGUCCUCUUUGGACAUGCUGGAGCGCUCCCUUUCUCAGACCUCCAGCACAGACGUAGCUGUCGCAGAGGACCGGCGUGGCGGACCCGGCAGCGUUGGAAGGAGCGGAGGUAGCGGUGAGCGCCACAGACAGCAGCAGCUCCCGUCCCACCAUCACACACAGCAACACUCCGCCUCCGAGCUCCACUCCUUUCUCUCUGAGCCCGAUAUCGACUUAUCCACCCCGCCUCACAUGCACCAUCUUUCACAGCACCACCCCCAGCAGCAGCACCCCAGCACUCAACAUCAACAAAGCCACUCUCACCACCCUCACCAGCAACCCCAGUCUGACCAGCAGCAGCCGCUGUCAUCCCAGCUCACCCCUCAGCAGAGCCAGCUGGACCAACAGCGCUCUGAGCAGCACCAGUUUGACACCGUCAGCCCGGUGGAGAAAUCAGACCAGAAUCAACAAAGUAACCGCUUUGUCCCCCUAACUUCUAUCUGCUUCCCGGACUCCCUCCUUCAGGAUGAGGACCGCUCCUUUUUUCCAGGAAUGGAGGACAUGUUUUGUGCAGAGGACUACAAGUCGAGCUGCGCUGGAGGGGCGGGACCAGGACAGGAGGAGAUGAACGACAGCCACGCCGGACAAGAGGGAAUGGAUUCCAUGAAAGCCGGACAGGGCGGAGGCGGAGCAGGGGGAAGUGGAGGCGCCAACUAUGACAUCAUGGGUCACCACGGUGGGGAUCAAGGUUAUGAACCCUACUGUCAUGGCAUGGGAGAACCCAACAACAACACCAUGACUCUGGACCUCGACUCCCUGAAAACCCACGAGCUCCCUUCCACUGUGAACACUGAACAGCUUGGACUCAUCCAGUCCCAGGCCCCAGCGAUGGGUAUGGGUCCCAAUCCUGCUGGAGCCAAACUGUCCUCUGGGCCUGGAGGUACUAGCCAAGGAGCUGGUUCUGGAGGCCUCCAAUCUCCCAUUUUCUGCUCCUCUCGUCCCAAGAAGCUCCUCAAGUCUAGCUCUUUCCACCUGUUAAAGGAGCGUCGGGACCCCAACACACUGCCUAAAAAAAGUUACGCUCAAGAAUAUGAGUUCGAAGACGAUGAGGAUAAAGCCGACCAGCCGGCGGACAUUCGGUUGAACAGCCGGAGGCUCCCAGACCUUUUGCCAGACUUGGUGUCCAGCUGCAGAAAGGGAGCAGGAGGAGGAGCAGGAGGAGGAGCAGGAGGAGGAGCAGGAGGAGAAGGAGGAGGCUCUCUCAGCCCUUUAAUGGGUGACAUUGACUUCUACCACGCCUCUGGUUACUCCUCAAUGGGUUCACACUCUCUUCCGCCUCAGGAUGGACCCAAGAAGAGGGGCCGAAAGCCCACUAGACCCAAGAGAGACGGGCCACCGAGGCCAAGAGGCAGGCCUCGCAUCCGCCCGAUGCCGGAGCCCUACACGCCACGAGGCAUGAUAGGCGAGAUGAGCGCGACGACAGCAGGAGGGGGAUUCAGCGUGGAGGGACGAGGUCGGGGUAGGGGUCGUGGAAGCCGAGGUAGAGGACAAAGGAGGGAGGAUAUGUACAUGGAAAUGAGCGGGAAGGAGCAGGAGCCGAUGCAACAACAUCACCUCCAUCAGCAGCCGCCGCAGCUCCAUCAGCAGCCCCAACAGCAGCUACACGAGCCGAUUCCUCCUCUGAAGAUCAAGUUACCCAUCGGUACCCUGUCCUCCUCCGACGCCCUGCUGAGGACGGACUCUUUGUCCGGCACGGACCCGGCUCUGUCUGACGGCUCGGUGGGCUCCGCCCCCUCACUCGGUUUAAGUCCCGGACCCCCCUGCAGCACUGAAAGCAACAGAAGUCAGGAAAAGAACAAGCAGAAAAUCCACAUGAGUGAAGGAGUUGAUGAUGAGGGGCUGGAGGACAGGGGCGACGAGAAAGACUCCGAGUCCAAGGCCGGCUUCGUCGCGUCGUUCUUGGACUUCCUGAAGACGGGGAAGAGACCUCCAGGCUUGGACAUCUCUCCAGGAAUGGAACCGGACAAUGGGGAGACCUUCCCCUGUAAGGGAGGUCUGCGCCCGCUGUCUCCCAUGCCUCAUCUUUCAUUGCCGCCCCUGCCGUUCGGGGACAGCGAGGGGAAUGGGGGUCUGGCUCUGGGCAACUACCCAAAGCGCCUGGAAGACGAGCUGAAGAGGAACCUGGAGACCUUGCCUUCCUUCUCCUCCGAUGAGGAGGACUCGGUCGGAAAGAACCAAGACCUCCAGAAGAGUAUCUCCUCGGCCAUUUCUGCCUUGUAUGACACUCCUCAGCUGACCUCGGACAUCCAGACCCCGCUCCCCCCCACACCUCCCCAGCAUCAGCCUCCUCAGUCCCCACUUACUCCUUCACUGCAGCCCCCCAUACUGAGCCCACAGCCUCCCAUGCACACGCCUCACGACCUGCCCGAGUCCAACGAGCCGGACGUCCUCCAGCCAGAAGAGGGAGACGUGGAUGAGAACAAAGACGAGGAGAACGAAGAGGAGAGGAGCGUAGGAGGGGAUGAAGAGAGCGAUAUGACAGAGGAGAGAGAGCCACAGCUGGAAACCCUCUGUGCCCCCAUUCUCGAUGCGUGCCUCCCCGAGAUUCCUCCAGAGCCAGAAACUCCUGAAGCUCCCUCCGCCCCCCCUUCUCCCGCCUCAUCUUGCUCUCCUUCUCACUCCCCCCUCCCCCCCCUCUCACUCCCCUCAUCCCCGCCUCAACCAGAGGAACAACGGGAGACUUUCCAGCCUGUAAGCCCCGUCACUCCCACAUGCCCGUCUCUGCCACCUCCCCCACCCACUACUCUCCCUCAGCCGGCUUCCCCUCCUCCUUCAACUUCCCCUCCCCCACCAUCUUCAAUUCAGAAGGAGUCUCCCGUGCCAUCUCCAGAGUCCCCCGCCUCUCCCGAGGAGCCCCCAGCUCCGAAGAUCAACUCCCUGCACCUUGCCCAGAAGCAAGAAGAUGCGGCCAUUGCUGGAGAGAGCGAGGAGGAUGAGAGCGAGAGCGGAGGCGAGGGCAUCUUCAGAGAACGGGACGAGUUCGUGGUGCGGGUGGAGGACAUUCGAACUCUCAAGCUGGCCUUGCAGACGGGCCGUGAGCCGCCUCCCAUCUGGAGGGUGCAGAAAGCGCUGCUGCAGAAGUUCAGCCCAGAGAUCAAAGAUGGACAGAGACAGUUCUGCGCCACAAGCAACUAUCUUGGCUACUUUGGAGAUGCCAAGAGGCGAUACCAGCGGAUCUAUGUCAAGUUUCUGGAGAACGUCAGCAAGAAGGACUAUGUCAGGGUCUGCUCUCGGAGGCCUUGGCGCAGAGCCACACCUGCUCUAAGACGUCAGUCCCUCUCCAGAAUGGCCUCCCCUCCCGCCGCCCAGGUGCCAGCGAGAGUCGAGAAAGAGGAGCGAGUGGCGCCGCCAGUCCAGCGUGAGCAGAGGGAGAAAACCAGAACGGCAACCGCUAAAGAACAACGGGAGAAAAAAGAGGUUCCGGCCGCUCUGCCGAAAGCAAAGGAGAAGGAGAAGGAGCCUGAGAAGGAGAGGGAGAAGGAGCUCGAGAAGGAGAGGGAGAAGGAGAGGGAGAAGGAGAAGGAGCCCGAGAAGGAGAAGGAGAGGGAGAAGGAGAAGGAGCCCGAGAAGGAGAAGCGAGUGCAGCCGCCGCCGGACAAAGUGGAGAAACGCGUCGCUGCCGAACGAGGUCGCGCAAAGGAGGAGAAGAAAGCAGUGGAGCGGAAGGAGAAGGAGAAGGCUGAGCGCCAACCCAAGGCCAAGCCGGCCAAAGUGAAGGCGGAGCCACCGCCAAAGAAGAGGAAGAGGUGGCUGAAGGAAAUACCUUCGUCAUCUGACUCUGACUCAUCGGAGGAGGCAGUGAGCGAGAAUGAAAUGCCGGUGAAAGGCGGAGUGAACAACCGCGCCAUGAGGGAGAUGUUCAGGAGCUACGUGGAGAUGCUGGUCAGCACGGCGCUGGACCCCGACAUGAUCCAAGCCCUGGAGGACACCGACGAUGAGCUUUACCUGCCCCCGAUGAGGAAGAUCGACAGCAUCAUCAGCGAGCAGAAGAGGAGGCUGCUGAGGAGAGUCAGCAUGAGCUCUCAGCACCAGGAGUUCCUGCAUGCUUACCCCCAGAUCAUCGUCGACCCCCUGGACUCUGGCCUGGUCCGGGUGCGCCUCAACGGGGAUGCUUACAACCGGAAGACCCUCAACAGAGUCAAAAAGACCCUGCCUAAACCACAGGACCUUAAACUGUCAGCAGAGACGUACCGGAUCUACAGUCUGUUCCACUCCCUGCAUCACUAUAAAUACCACACCUUCUUACAGUGCAAGAAAGAGACCAACACCAUCGAGCAGGCGGCCGAGGACCCGGGCCAAGAGGAGGUGGUGCAGCAGUGCAUGGCCAACCAGAGCUGGCUGGACACCCUCUUCAGCUCCUUCAUCGAGCUGCUCACGCUCAGCACCAACGCCUGAGGGGACCGCAGAGAGAGAGAGAGAGAGAGAGCAUUCAUUAAAGCAAGAGGAUUUAAAAAAACAAAAUGAAGACGCAAAGAGACGGAUCCUACUGUACAGCCCCCCCGACCCGCUUCAAGUCUCUAAGAUCUGAGGAUGAAUUUUUCAGGCCCUCGGCGAACGCGAGGUCUAUUCACGUGACCUCGGACACUGGCCUCUGUUCUUUUUCUUGUUGUUGAUCACUGACUAAAGAAAUGUCUUACUUUUGUAAGGGGGGGCGGAGCCUACCGGAUCAGGGGUCACUGGCGGGGGUCAAGAGGGAGCUGACCGCCGUGGAAAAAGGGAGCGACGCCAAGUGGAAGGACGAAGAAGAGGAGCCGCGACGCCAAGUCAACGAAGCAGCCGCCGACAUCUCGCCAACUGUGUGUCGUGAAGAAAAUAGUUCAAAGAGAAGCGAUUACCACUUAGUUUUUACAUAAAUUAUUUUUUUGAAGACUAACAUCAGCUGUUGGCUUUUGAAAAGAGUGGAAGAGGGUGAGAAUGCUUUUUAAACUGCGUGUAGAGUGAACACUGAUGGAAACAUGAAAUGUGUCGUUCAACGCUCUCUCUCUCAUCCCGCUAUGUGAAGGGCGGCACCGGUCAGCUGUGUGAUAAUAUAUAAACACAUUUUUAUUAUUUAUAUGAGGAGGUUUUUAACUUAAACUCUCACCGGCGCUGGCUUGCUGCCCUAACAUUUUAAAAUCCUUUUUAUUUUCCACAGGAUCAGUAUACAGUCGUUACCCACAUAUCCAAGCCGUCUUCCCCUCUAUUCAAAGAACAGACGUCGAGACAGAAAUAUUGUAUCAAAUACAGUGGGUGUAAUAAAGUAACGGAGAGAAAUAAGUCAGAAAAGUAAUAAAAAAAGAAGAGAAUGGGGGGAAAUCUAUUUGAAACUUAACAUUGUUGUGCUUCAGUUCAAUCAUCCGUCAUGCAGGUGCAAAGAAAAAGAAGUAAACUUUCCAUUUCCCAUGUGGGAAGGAGUAUAAAUAAGUAAUAUUUAAAGAGGAAAUAGUCAUUUCAUUUUUAUCAUUUUGAUGUUUGUGCAUACUAUGACUUAUUUUGAAAACAAUCUAAUUUUCCAUUAAAAAAAGGGAAAAAAGGCUUGUAAAUAUUGUACAGUUCUUGAUGAAAUUCUUUGUCCUUCUGUACAUUAACUCCUGUAUUUGAGAAACAAAUAAAAUCUGCAAAGAACAAAUGGUGUUACGUUU